AUGGCUACUACGACAAUAACGGCGACGGUGACGACGACGGACAGGAGUAAUUGGAGGGAUAACAAAGCUCUGGUGUGGAUUUGGACGGGAAUCAAGUUUGUGGCGGCGCAGUGGUUGCUCAUUGGAUUUGGCGUGGCGUGUGUCCUGGGAUGUUUUUUCCCAAAUGUCGCAGAGCAUGGGGGCGUCAUUAGAUCAGAGUAUAGCAUCCUCUAUGGUGCUGUGGCACUCAUCUUUCUAAUCAAUGGACUGCAACUUCCUCCAGAGAAGCUGAAGCAGAACUUGACAAACUGGAGGCUGCAUAUCAUGGUCCAGGGGUGCAGUUUUGUGAUUAUUCCGGUAAUCAUGCUGGCCUUUGUACACAUCUGUCUUGCAGCUGGCGCUCUGAAGCAUGGCACCCCUUCUAUCCCCGUCAUCCUCGGCAUGCUUGCUACAGCCUGUCUUCCCACGACAAUCGCCUCCAAUGUCGUUAUGACACGCUCAGCCGGAGGGGAUGAAGCUGCAGCCGUCAUCUCUGUAGUCAUCGGUAACACACUUGGCUCAUUCCUCACUCCAAUUCUGAUAUAUGGCUUCAUCCCGCGGGAUUCUGUCUUCGACAACUGGCGGCCCGCAGACCCGAGUACGCUGGGCGACAUGUAUGCCAACGUUGCAAAGCAGCUGGGGUUGAGCGUCUUGCUGCCUCUGGGAGUGGGACAGGCGGUAAGGUGGUGGAAAGGAGAUCUCGUGGCUAAGGUGUUGAGGGUGACGAUGCUGGGAAAGGUGCCGGCCGUUUGCCUGAUACUGCUAGUAUGGACCACCUUUUCAGGCGCAUUCGGUACUGGAGCGCUCUACAAGCUAUCCAAAGAGGACGUCAUUUUCAAUGUCUUCAUUAAUAUCGGUCUCUACAUCAUCUUCACUCUCAUCUGCUUCUACCUCGCUCGUCCGCCCGCCUUUCUCGCAACUUACAUUAAUCCUCACGUCAAGGAAUCUCACCUGUCUGAGCGUGUCAAGCGCAUCGUUUCCGUUAAGAAGAUGUCUAAGGAACAGACCAUUGCCGUAUGCUUCUGCGGAGCGGCCAAAACGACGAGCUUGGGAAUUCCCUUGGUGACAUCCAUGUGGAAUCAGGCGGAUGAUUUGACGAGGGCAUUUAUCACGAUUCCUGUUUUGCUAUAUACGAUUGAGCAGGUCUUCAUGGCUCAGGUUUUAGUCUAUUUUUUCAGAUGGUAUUUACGGCGAGAUCGAAAACCGGCUGUUGGUGAUCUGAAUGCCAGUCGCUUUAUUGACAACGCUGAGAGACCUCGAAUAUCUACGGCUCGGCUUUGGUGGAACCGGAACGGCGGCGUCGGCGACUAA
Messenger RNA from Trichoderma virens Gv29-8, 1329 nucleotides. RefSeq lists its product as uncharacterized. NCBI's taxonomy places the organism in Eukaryota, Fungi, Ascomycota, Sordariomycetes, Hypocreales, Hypocreaceae. The transcript has 6 exons. The record is from RefSeq and is a predicted model, not a curated record. Bases 1 to 1329 code for a protein of 442 amino acids. Gene Ontology annotation, cellular component: plasma membrane.